This is a messenger RNA of Candoia aspera, 6258 nucleotides long. RefSeq names its product transmembrane and coiled-coil domain family 1 (gene TMCC1). The coding region runs from base 426 to 2357 and encodes 643 amino acids. The record is from RefSeq and is a predicted model, not a curated record. NCBI's taxonomy places the organism in Eukaryota, Metazoa, Chordata, Lepidosauria, Squamata, Candoiidae. Gene Ontology annotation, cellular component: endomembrane system. Gene Ontology annotation, biological process: endosome membrane tubulation; endosomal transport; membrane fission. The transcript has 6 exons.
CCUCUUGCGCAAUUACGCGGCGUUCCUGUCUUUGCCGUGAGGAGGCAGUGGCUGGCGGGAAGGAGGAAGAGGAGGAGAGGGAAAAAAAAAAGAAAGUGUUGGUGGCGGCGCUUGGAGCAGGGGGAUGGAGGAUCAGCCGCUGUCGCCACCCCCGCCGCCGCCCCUGCAGGAGCUGCUGGGGCGUUGCCUCCCCCGACUCCCCCAGCCGCUGCUGUUUGAAGAGGAGCCCCACCAGCUAUUCAUGCUUAAGGAUAAGUGGUGGAGAUAAGCAUGAGACCAGCGUGGCACAGCUGUAUGUAUAUGCACAAUUGAAGCAAUUGCACACUUUAUUGGCUGACAAUCUUGGCAUUUUUUAGCAAAAAAACAAAAUCGAAAGACCCAACACAUUUGUGUUUGACUUGUCAAAUAAACGUGCAUGUCACCUGAUGGAGCCUUCUAGUGGUGAACAACUCUAUGAUGACCCUGAUGUUGGAAACAAAACUCAAGAUCCAGAGACCAAAAGGCAGCAUGAGUCUGAACAAAAGCUGUCAAAAAUUACCCACAAUGCCUUGGAGAACAUUAAUGUAAUUGGUCAAGGUUUGAAGCACCUCUUCCAGCAUCAGCGUAGGAGGUCAUCUGUAUCUCCCCAUGAUGUUCAACAAGCUCAGGUUGAUAUGGAACCUGAAACAGAAUUGGAAAACCAAAACACCUGUGCUGAAAUUGAUGGUGUCUCUACCCACUCUACAGCUCUGAAUAGAGUUCUCCAACAAAUCAGAGUGCCACCUAAAAUGAAGAGAGGAACGAGCCUUCAUAGCAGAUGGGGCAAGUCAGAUCCUCCGAAAGGAAGUCCUCAAAUCAACAGGAAAUCUGUCCAAGAUAUUAAUGCUGGCCGUCCCAGAUCCUCAUCUACUACUGAUGCCCCAUCUAAUUUAUCAAUUCUGGAGAUGGCGUCUCGUAGCUGUUUAGUAGGUGAAGAAGUUGGAUCAGCAGAUUGGAUCGAACGAUUAGAUGUAAGUAGCCUAGCACAAACAACUAGCGCAGUGGCAUCAAGCACAGACUGCAGUAUCAAUGCAGACUCUGUUGAUGGAACACCAGAUCCACAACGCACAAAAGUGGCCAUCACACAUCUGCAGCAGAAAAUACUAAAACUUACAGAGCAAAUCAAAAUAGAGCAAACAGCUCGGGAUGACAAUGUGGCAGAAUACCUGAAAUUAGCCAAUAAUGCUGACAAGCAGCAGAGUGCCCGAAUUAAGCAGGUGUUUGAGAAGAAGAACCAGAAAUCAUCCCAGACAAUCCUCCAGUUGCAAAAGAAGCUAGAGCACUAUCAUCGGAAGCUGCGAGAGAUUGAACAGAAUGGCAUUCAUCGACAGCCCAAAGACGUCUUGAGGGAUAUGCACCAAGGGCUAAAGGAUGUAGGAGCAAAAGUCACUGGCUUCAGCGAAGGUGUAGUAGAUAGUGUUAAAGGUGGACUUUCCAGCUUUUCCCAGGCAACUCAUUCAGCAGCUGGAGCUGUUGCUUCUAAACCUCGGGAAAUUGCCUCACUUCUUAGAAACAAGUUUGGAAGUGCCGACAAUAUUACUAAUCUGAAGGAUGCUUUGGAAGAAAGUCAAGAAGAUGGGACUGGAGGAAAGACUUUAGGUGUUCAUAACUUUCAGUCGAGCCCAAAAUAUGGCAGUGAGGAAGAUUGUUCCAGUGCUACAUCAGGCUCAGUGGGAGCCAAUAGCACCGCAGGAGUCCCCUUGGGAGCACCAAGCUCCAAAACAAACACUCUGGAAAUGCAGAACUCAGGGUUUGAUGCAAUACUGCAUGAGAUUCAAGAGAUUAGAGAGGUUCAAGUACGACUGGAGGAAUCCUUUGAAGAUCUCAAGGUUCACUAUCAGCGAGAUUAUUCCUUGAUAAUGCAGGCUCUACAGGAAGAAAGAUACCGAUGUGAGCGGCUAGAAGAACAGCUGAAUGACCUGACUGAGCUUCAUCAGAAUGAGAUCCUCAACUUAAAACAGGAAUUAGCCAGCAUGGAGGAAAAAAUAGCUUACCAGUCCUAUGAACGAGCCAGAGAUAUCCAGGAGGCCCUAGAGGCAUGUCAGACCAGAAUCUCCAAGAUGGAACUGCAGCAGCAACAGCAGCAAGUUGUCCAGUUGGAAGGCCUUGAAAAUGCCACUGCCAGAAACCUUCUGGGCAAACUAAUAAACAUCCUCUUAGCUGUGAUGGCUGUCCUGUUGGUCUUUGUCUCCACCGUGGCCAACUGCGUGGUCCCCCUGAUGAAAACUCGCAGCAGGACGUUCAGCACUUUCUUUGCCUUGGUCUUCAUUGCCUUUUUGUGUAAGCACUGGGAUGCCAUUACUGGCUACUUGGAACGUUUUUUUUCACCCUCCAGAUGAUGACAAGAACAGGCUGUUGCCUCACUCACUCGAGCUGGCUCUGGCAAGGAAAUGCAUCAAAGCUUAGUCAGCAGUUCCUUCCUUCACCGAAGAUUUAACAUGUCCGAGUGUGAAUUUGUUUACAGUUAAAAUAACAUUUUCUCUCUGAGACACGUUGGCAAUAGUGGGUUUUUUUUUUAGAUUUUAUUAAAGAACUCUUUUUUUGUCAAAACUCCUGGACAAUUUUUAUGUAGCAUGGUUCUCUUUGGAUGCAAAUCUUAAUAUUCUGUAAGUGUACAAAGAUAAAACACAAACCUGGAGCACACCAAUGGGCAAAUUAAAUUAUGGCUCAACUACUGUACUAAACCUGGUCAGAAGAGGAAAAGACAAAUAAAUAGAUUCUAACGAAGAUAAUCCGGUGCAUAGCGAUACUCUGAUUAUCCUAUAAUGCUACUGUGAAAACUGACCACAUUCUGUGUCUGAAUGUAUAGCUUCAGGAUGGCUUUCUCUAGUGAAAGACCAAUGCAAUACAUGGAACUUCCUGGAUCUCUUCCUGGGUUUGCCUCUUCUGCUGUUAAACUUUCUGGCCAGCUAUAUGAAGUGGAUUAGUUAUCCUGUGCACAGUUACUGCACAGCUGUACUCCAGUAUUUUGAACUAGCCCUUUGAAUAUUUUAAGCAAAAGCCCUUGGUUGCACUUUGACUGUUUUUUAAUGUAUGUAUAGUCACAGAUCUAAAAAUCCAAAUGGCAUACUUGAAGAGUGUAAUACUCAAACUCUCAGUGCUUCCUUAUUGUUUCUAAUAGGAUUUUUUAUUCUUAUUGGGGAUUGUUUUUGAACUUAAUGGUUGGGAGCAUCAUCUCUCUUUCUCUCUCUUGCUCUCUUUGAAUAAAGAAGUGAUGUUCUUAAAUGAAGAAGUGUGUGAAUAAAUAUGAGCUAUCUUGUCCUGAGAUGGUUUUGAGGGUUGCAAAUAAUUUUUAAUGUAUCUCAAGUGCAAACCUGUUCACAUGUGAUCUAUGUCCUCCUUAACUUCCAUACAUAGCAUGAAGAAAAUAGAUUCUCUUUCCCCUCCUGCCAGUCCAUACACGUUUUGUUUUGUCUGGAAGUGAAGGAGGAACUGAAAAUCUUGUCCCUGGUCCUGUUGUGUCUAGACCAGUUAUUUUAAUGAGAAUAAAGAAAUCCUGGUUUGUUCUAAGAAAAAUGAAUGGGAACUUUUGAAAGCAUGAGUGAGCGAGCAUUUUGAGAAAAGAAAUAAGGAGUCUUAACCUUACUGAUAAUAAAUAGGACUUAAAUGUUCAGUUUAGGCUCCUCCAUGCCAAAGUUGGAGUGCUAGCUGGGGUAGACUACAGCAGUCAGCUUCAGAUCUAUCAUAAAGCUGCUCUGUGUCUCUAGGGAAGGCAUAAAUGCUUAAGGAAGCAUCAAGUCAUAAGGCCAACCCUUUUAAAUAGUCCCCGAGUUAACGUAUUAUUCAGAUAUGCCCUUGAGAACUGAAACCAAAGCUGUCCUACUAACAAACUAACAGUGUUCACACUGUUGAUGCUGCUUAUGUUUAGAGUCAGCCCCUUCAACUUCACUGUGUUCCCGUAUAGGACAUCAUGAAACCUCCUGCAUUAGUAAGAUUUGGUACAACCUUCCUGACAACAAAAAGAGCAAGUGAACAGUGCUUUCCCCCCCGCUUGCUCCUCAACACGUAUUUGAAACAGGUUCUUCCUGUUUCAAGCGUGUAAAACAAGGACUCAUGCAGAUUACUUAUAUGAGUGUUCAAAACAGAAUUUUCCCUUGCAAGACACACAUUUUAAAAAGCAGUGGUAUGAGCUGCUUGUUCUCCUACUUUCACUGCUUUUUCAGAAAUGUAAACUGGGCCUGGAAUUGUAAGAAUGUUGGUUCUGUUAGUAAGUCUUCAGCCAUGGUGACGUGUUUUUCCAAAGCCUCUUUAAUGCUGGCCAACAAGCUUUAUAUUUGUGAAAUUCAGAAUUAAAAUUCUUAAUUCUAGCUGUUUUCACUGUGAAAACAGUUAAGCAUUCUUUUACAUUGCUGGAAUAUAAUCAUUUAAUUCUAACUAGGCCAGUCUUUUAUCUAAGAGCCUAACAGUCCCCAAAUGACCUACCGUACAUAAUGUGGAACUGAAUCCUGAAGUUCUUACUGUUUAGGUUUUAUUAUUUAAACUUUGUUUCUAUCCUGUCUCCUUUGUUAAAUGGAACUUGGCCUUCUGAUUGUUAGCUAACAGUAGAGAAACUUCUUUUUGCCCCAAUCAUCAUUCAAGCAUAUCAUUUUCAGAAUUGCAGUUCUUUGUACACUCAGAUCCCUAAUGCUAACAUGCACCACAGAUUGGUACUGAAAAAAAUCUACUUGUCCCCCAAGGAAAUUACCAAUUACAAGAGAUUCUGGCCCAGAACUAAGCAUUCUGUUUCCCUAGCCCUACAGAUAUAGAUUGUUUAUUAAUAUCUGUUUGUAUUAACAUUUGCCUCGGCCUGCCAUUUCAAAUCUUUAUUGAAUUUAUGACCACUGUUCCUAAGCAUCUCAAUAUCCCUCCACCUUUUUGCAUGUUCUUAGUGAUAAACUAAGUGACUUAAAAAGGGCAUGAUUUGGACACCAACAUGAAACGCUUGAGGUGGCUUCUAGGACCACUUUUAUGAUACAUGCAUUUGCUGUAGAUAAGUUUAGCACAGCGUAUGAACAAAUAUGGCCUAGAUGAGUAUUCAUUAUUUCAUAUUCACUGAAGUCUGUUAGUGAAUAUUUCAUUGCCUCUUCUUGUAAACAUUUAUAAUUUCUGAAUGUGUCUUAUUUGAUAAGUACUGUAACAGCUAACACCUGUUUACCAGGAAAAGAAAGUGAUAGAGCCCUAAUCUUCAAAAUUUUUCCAAAAAGACGUUUUGGUUUAUGAUUAAAACUGGUUUUCAGUACAUUCUAAAGGUUUCUAUUCAUGUUUUAUGAGGUUGCAUCCAAUCGGUUGAAUAUUCUAACAUGACUCUUGUCAUUUUGCCUUUUUUGCUAACAAAUCAUUCAGUCUCCCCACUGCAUCAAAUUAUUUCACAAAUGUUAACUAUUUAAAAAUGUGACUAUAGCUUUAAACCCCUAAUUCCCUUUGCAAGCAUUUUUGGCUUAUUUGUUACAGAUAAUGUUUGCAAGUGAGUGAGUGUAUGCGUGUAACUUGAUUAUUGAUGUGGCCCUCUUCAGUUAGGUAUAGAUUUUCCAGUUUCCUAUUUAGAUCAGGGGAUAUGUAACAUACUAAUAACGUAUCGGAUUAUCAUCAAAAGAAAUGAAUGUAGCAGAUUGCAUUGGUGGAAACAACACUUCAGCAUAUUUUCUGUGGUUCAUAACAUAUCUAACCUUGGUGGUUUAAAGAAAGGCUGAAGUGAUCACUUACUUUGUUCAGAUUUUAUUCCUCCAACCAUAAAUGAUGCAUACAGAGUAUGUAUGUACUCUGUGAUAAUAGCUUGUGUGUUCACAGUUACUACUUUCUUAAUUCAUUUAUUCCACAUCAGUGGACCCCUAACAAUUAGGUUUUGUUGGGCUAUUUUGUAGGUUAUGGUACUGGCCCAAAGGACUGUCUUUCAGGGGUUUGGAUGGACUUUCAGAAAUUAAAAAGUGCAAGCAGUACGAACUAAGAUGCCAGAUGAUGGGCAGGUGUCAAAUUCUUUAGCAGUUGAGAAAUUCUGAAUGUGGCAAAAGAGUUGUAUGUGUGUGUGUUGUGUAGGCCAGGUGACGUGCAUUAGUAGGCAACUGACACAACUGUAAGUGUGGUUUUUUUAAAAAGUAUAAAAUAAAAACUCACUUGCAUGGGAUGACAAGUAUGACAGUGACACUAGUUUAUAGAUCUUUAAGCUGCUAACUGUUGAGAGGGAUUGAUUUGUCUUGUCUGGUAGUCACAGGUUUGUCUGUGACUCAUGCUGUAUAUAAAAUUCAAUAAAACCUCAGAUAUUCA